GUUUUAGGAACUUUGAUUUUUCACCGCCUUUUAGUCAGGAAACUUGAUGGCAGCGGCCGUAGUUUUCUGAGUUUAUAAUUAUCUUAAAAACUAGCGUUCAUCGCUCAAUUUUUAUACACUCAAACCGUUCGGUUAAACUUAAAUUAUAAUGGCGGAUAAAGCUGAAGAGCAAGUCAAGAAGAAGAGGACCUUCAAAAAGUUCACUUACAGGGGAGUUGAUCUCGACCAACUUCUUGAUAUGCCCAAUGAACAACUCAUGGAGUUGAUGCAUUGCCGCGCCCGCAGGCGUUUCAACCGCGGUCUGAAGCGCAAACCGAUGGCACUUGUCAAGAAACUGCGCAAGGCCAAGAAAGAGGCACCGCCACUAGAGAAACCCGAAAUCGUCAAGACCCACUUGCGUAACAUGAUCAUCGUUCCCGAAAUGGUCGGUUCCAUCGUCGGUGUCUACAACGGCAAAACCUUCACACAGGUUGAAAUCAAGCCUGAAAUGAUUGGACACUACUUGGGAGAGUUCUCUCUGACAUACAAACCCGUUAAGCACGGUAGGCCCGGUAUUGGUGCCACCCACAGUUCCCGUUUCAUUCCUCUCAAAUAAAUGGUUUUGUUAUUUUAAUUUAGGUUAUGUAACAAUAAAAUUUAUUUGACGGAUAACAA
This is a messenger RNA of Aethina tumida (small hive beetle), 654 nucleotides long. It is a transcript of the gene RpS15, whose product is annotated as 40S ribosomal protein S15. NCBI's taxonomy places the organism in Eukaryota, Metazoa, Arthropoda, Insecta, Coleoptera, Nitidulidae. Gene Ontology annotation, biological process: translation; ribosomal small subunit assembly. Bases 149 to 595 code for a protein of 148 amino acids. Gene Ontology annotation, molecular function: RNA binding; structural constituent of ribosome. The transcript is spliced from 3 exons. Gene Ontology annotation, cellular component: ribosome; cytosolic small ribosomal subunit. The record is from RefSeq and is a predicted model, not a curated record.